Molecule: messenger RNA, 2043 nt
Organism: Xylona heveae TC161
Lineage: Eukaryota; Fungi; Ascomycota; Xylonomycetes; Xylonales; Xylonaceae
Exons: 3
Coding region: 1-2043 (680 amino acids)
Source: RefSeq, a predicted model, not a curated record
AUGAAUGUCCCAUUGGGAAGAUCUCGUUCGUUCAAACUCAAGCAGCUCAAAGCUCUACCAUCCAAACCCGAGUCCAAACCGUUACCAGGCCCUGCUCCAGUGAAAGAGGAGUUCAAGGACCUCAAUCAAAUAGCCUACGGAACCCAGACAACUAUUACUUCCUCUGCUCCUCAAAGAAGCACUUCUCGUGCGCGUGCAAAUCAGCGUGCAAGUUCCAAGGAAAGGACCAUGCUCCGAAAGCAACCCGCCAUGUCACCACCAGGUCAGGGACCUAAAGUUAAUGCCGGGCGUGAAACCGAGAAUCAAUCUACUCAGAAGACCGAAACCCGCAAAAUCAUGUUUGAUUGCACUCCUCCCUGUCUACCAGCGGACGACAUCACGACAGUACCCGAAUCAAGGAAUCAGCCAUUGAAACGUGCCGACACGUCCAAGUUGCAAACACCAAAAGGUGGAGCACCCCCUUUCAUUGCGGAAGACGGCCAAGGCAAUGAAGGACAAUCCAAGCAAAAGUCGGGAAAAUGGAAGUUCCUUGGAGGGCUCUUUGGAAGGAAGUCUCCAGAAAAUGGUCUGCCGUCCGUGGACAACUCAAUCUACCAAAUCGCCCAGGUGCCUUUGAAGGAAUCCAGUGAUGGAGGAAAACUUAAUAAAGGCCUCGGCCGAUCCGCCUCUCUUGCCCUUAGAGGCCGGAAACGAACAAUUAAGAAGAAGACGGAACCGCAACAGCCUCUGACAUCGAAUCCCAACGCUCGCAACCGCAGCAAAACGGAUCCACCGGGAGGAUAUCCCCCGCUGGAUAUUGAUUUGAUUAGACCAGCACCGCCUCCGAAAAGCCCGACAUGGCCGCACGAAGGCGCGGAAUUCACGACACCACAACAGGAGUCUUUCCUAAAGGUGGAUAUUCCAAAGAUUGAAAUGGAACGGUACAGUGUUAUGUUCGGAAAUGUCCUUGAGCCUCCACGGUUCCAGUCAAAAUCACCACGGCUUGGCAUUGAGCCAGUGCAGGAAGAAGGAUCUGAUGUUUCAAAACAUACCCAGCCGAGGUCUCAACACCAGUUACGUCCUCAGAGAAGUGCAACCUCGCCUCUCCCUUCACCGUCAUUCUCGCUUUUCCCGUGCUCCAGCCGUGGUGAUGGCUCUCCAACGUCUCCAACCUCCGGGCCUGUAGAAAAGCACUUUCAGCGCUCCUAUACCGAACCCACCGGAGCACGACGACGAGAGAGCACCAGGAGAUCUGAUGCUCCGCGCGAGGCACUCAAGCCAAGACCCAGCAUCAAAACUGGAGCAUCUUACCCUGCCUUUCCCGCGGAUCAUCAUCCACGGACUCGUAGAUCUUCCAUUCGCCAUUCCAAGCCUUUACCGAAACCGCCUUCCCAGGAGCGCCAACGAGCUCACACCGGCGAUGCACGUCCGCGAAACCGCAACAGCAGGAGAUCCAGCCAAAUGGGCAGCCGCCGCAGCAACCCGCCAGUCGUCCUCGCCACCCCUACGGCCGAAGUCUCAAUUGCUCGCCAAAUAUCAAUAUCCCGACGCAACGGGCCCAACGGCAGCCGUUAUGCCCCGGCCAUUGUCCCCGUCAACGUGCCCACCAUGGCAUCUACCAUGUCGUCCAUGUCGUCAUCCGCCACAGCCGAGACAGAUGCCACCGACAACGACAAUCACACCACCUCGACCACCCUCAACACUACCGCCAACACCAGCAUGUCUUCCAUCGGCAGCGUCAUUGCGCGGAAACCCACAAACAGCACUGCCACCACUGGAAUCACCACUACCCCCACCAUCACAAGCACGCUCGACGAGUACCCACUCCCGAGCGCAUUGAAUGCUUUCAACAAUACCGUAGUACCGAGAAAAGUCGUAGGCGGGGCUAAUACCUCUGCCGCUGCUGCUGCCGCUGCCGCUACUGCCGCCACCGAGAGACGAAACCCAACCCAGUCUCACCCGGUAGUGUUCGACCAUCUCGCGCUUACUCCGACAUUGAUCGACUCGUGGCAAAACCCUGACGCAAGCCGAAAGUCUCAAAUGGUCAGUGUGGAGGAAUCUUAG